AGUAUAUGAUACUAGCAACUAGUACCAUAUAAACAAAACAUUAACCUCAAAUUCCUCAUACAUAUUUUGAAAGUUUUGGACCAAAAAGUCAACGUUUCAAGUUGACGCCAGCCACCAUUUCUAUUUUCUCAAUGGCUCGAUCGGUGAAAGUGGCGGUGAUCGGAGCCGGAGUUGCCGGCCUCGCCGCCGCCCGGGAGCUUCAACGGGAAGGCCACACCGUCGUCGUUUUCGAGAAGAACAACCGCGUCGGAGGCCUCUGGGUAUACGACCCGACAUCCGAUUCCGACCCACUCAGCCUAGACCCGACCCGUGUCAUCGUCCACAGCAGCCUCUACCUCUCGCUGCGUACGAAUCUCCCGAGGCAGCUCAUGGGGUUCCUGGACUAUCCAUUCGCGAAGCACGAGUCCGGUGACCCGAGAUCGUUCCCGGGUCACGACGAGAUGCUCCGUUUCCUGGAGGAGUUCGCGGCGGAGUUCGGGAUCCACGGGUUGACCCGGUUCGAAACGGAGGUGGUGAAGGUGGAGAUGAAUGAGAAGGGGAAGGAGUGGGUGGUUGAGUCGAGAUUGACUCGGGGUGGUGAGUCAGGUGACUCAGUGAGUCGGGAGGUGUUUGACGCGGUUGUUGUGUGUUCUGGUCACUUUGUUGAACCAAGACUAGGUGAGGUUCCUGGAAUUGAAAAGUGGAGUGGGUUUCAAAUGCAUUCUCAUAAUUAUAGAGUGCCUCAACCUUUCAACCAUCAGGUUGUGAUUUUAAUUGGGUUUGGACCUAGUUCAUAUGACAUAGGGAGAGAUAUUGCGCCAGUAGCAAAGGAGGUUCAUGUAGCAACGAGACUGAAUCCAAACUUAAAGGAUGUCAAGUUGAAAAGUCGUGGCAAUAUAUGGUUCCAUGAUAUGAUCAAAUGUGUAUGUGAAGAUGGCUUGGUUAUAUUUGAAGAUGGGUUCUCUGUUUAUGCAGAUUCAAUUAUCCACUGUACAGGAUACAAGUACCACCAUCCAUUCCUUGAAACCAAUGGAAUAGUCAACAUUGAGGAUAAUCGCAUUGGGCCAUUAUACAAACAUGUCUUUCCUCCUGCAUUAGCUCCAGGGCUCUCUUUCAUCGGUUUAACCUACAAGGAUUUUCCGUUCCACACGAGUGAUUUACAAUCAAAGUGGGUUGCAAGAGUUUUGUCUGGUAAGGUUCCGUUACCUACGCAAGAAGAGAUGAUGGAAUCUGUCACAGACUUGUAUCAAUUCAUGGAGGAAAAUGGUUUUCCCAAGCGCUACACUCAUAGCAUUCGUCCAUUUCAGGUUGAUUACAAACAUUGGCUAGUUGCACAAAUUGGGCUGCCUCCAUUGGAAGAUUGGAUGGAGCAAAUGCUUAGAGAGUGUUUUAAGAAUGUGGCCGAAAUGAAGGAAAAUUACAGAGAUGAAUGGGAUGAUAAUCAGUGGGAUGCCGUAAUUCAAACUGAAUCAGCUUCGUUAAAGCAAAUGCAUUGUAUGUCACCUGCGAAUUGUUGAAUUGUUUGUUUCAACUCUCAAGAGUAUAAGUUUGAAGUACUUGGUAUAGAUUUUUUAAUAGUACAUUGAUUUAAGAAAUGUUUAAUUACAUUUUUUAACCCCUACUAUUACCUUCCAGUGAUUAAGUGUCUUUUGAUUUAUGUUUGCAAAACAGAGGUUAAGUCAAUGUGUGUUUGCAAAACAGAGUUUGGAUGAAUGUGAGUUUGUUGUAAUGUGAUUUAUAUUUGGAUACUUUUAUUUUAAAAGUAAGUUAGACUAA
This is a messenger RNA of Lotus japonicus, 1755 nucleotides long. Its product is annotated as flavin-containing monooxygenase FMO GS-OX5-like. The transcript has 6 exons. The record is from RefSeq and is a predicted model, not a curated record. NCBI's taxonomy places the organism in Eukaryota, Viridiplantae, Streptophyta, Magnoliopsida, Fabales, Fabaceae. Gene Ontology annotation, molecular function: N,N-dimethylaniline monooxygenase activity; NADP binding; flavin adenine dinucleotide binding. The coding region runs from base 132 to 1496 and encodes 454 amino acids.